AUGGCAAAGUUGUUGAAUCCAGCAAGAACCGCUUUCGGUGGCGAUGAAGGGGGUACGGAAGCAAAGGGGGCAAUGGUGACACAACCUACGGAGUAA
Molecule: messenger RNA, 96 nt
Organism: Sclerotinia sclerotiorum 1980 UF-70
Lineage: Eukaryota; Fungi; Ascomycota; Leotiomycetes; Helotiales; Sclerotiniaceae
Exons: 1
Coding region: 1-96 (31 amino acids)
Source: RefSeq, a predicted model, not a curated record